Molecule: messenger RNA, 243 nt
Organism: Macrosiphum euphorbiae (potato aphid)
Lineage: Eukaryota; Metazoa; Arthropoda; Insecta; Hemiptera; Aphididae
Source: the annotation of a GenBank genome assembly
AUGAUUUGGUCACUAAAGUCUUCGGACAGCGGCGGAGAAGGUGGCGAAGAAGAUUCAGGCGGCGGGGGUGAAAGCUCCAAGGCAGUCAAGUGGCGACGGCAUGGUCGUCGAGUUUCAACCACUUCAUCAUCAACAACUUUGGGCUGCACAUGGAUGAUCCAAACAAUGUUCGUCUUCUUCUUGAUCACCGGCACGGCAGCCGUGCUAUCCAACUCCACGUUCAAAGGUAUCGUUGUCAGUUAA